CAUCUCCUUAAGGCAUCUUACACAUCCAACCACAGAGGCAGGAAACAGGAAAUGUACAUGUUCUGUACAGCUAAGGGAGAAUGAAACAAACUUCAUACCUGAUCACAGGGACGUCAACAUGCAGAAACACAACUUUAUGUUGCCUUUAUUUCUGUUGCUCAGCGAAAGACCUGCUUGCUGUGGCUCUACAACAGCACCGGCAGAUGAAGAAUAUUCAGGGCAUGGCUUGACAUCACCUGUUACCACAGAAGUACCUGUACUAAAUACACUGGGAUCACCUACAUCUGUUAUGAUUUUGACAACUAGUGACCAGGGUGUGCAAACUGCCGCUACAUCUACAGAAGCAGAGAAUUCGGAAAUGGAAACCACUGCCUCUGCAGAAAUGGAAGACCUACAUCCUGCUUUGAUAUACGGAGUCCCGGCUGCUCUGCUUCUAGCCCUGAUUGUUUUGCUGGUUGUUUUCAUUGUCAGACGUUGGAAACAGAAACCACCCAAGCAAGAGGAACUACCAAGUGAAAGCUGUAAAAGUCCUAUUUUUGAAGAAGACACACCCUCUGUAAUGGAAAUAGAGAUGGAAGAGCUUGAUAAAUGGAUGAGCAGCUUAAAACGAAAUACUGAAUGUGAAUAUUUGCCUGCCGUGAAAGAAGAAAAAGACUGCAAUGCCAGCCCAAGUGACUGCGAAUCUUGAAAUCAAGAAGGCAUUGUAUGGAUUGAAGGAAGAAACAGCAAACUUUAUAAUUCCUGAGAUCUGGGGUGAUCUGAAUUUGAGUUUCCUUCACCUGAAACAGUCAAGGAUGCUAAUGCAUUUGUCCUUCCCUGCUGCUUCUGUUCCUCAUCAUGAUGACAUCAGUUCUGCAAAGCAAAGGUCCUGGGGAAAAAAUUCUGCUGUGGAAUUCAGAAGGAAUAGGAAGAGUACAAUCCUCUUUCAGACAUUUCCCGGAGCAAUUCAUUCCCGCCCCCCUUGAUCAAUCACGUUAUGGUAUUAUUUUGUAAGGUUGCCCAUUACACUAAUGUUUUUUUAUGUACAAAGGACACUGUGUCCUUGGUUCUGAAUUUCUUUGCUCCUGUGUGUUUAAAUCACAGUUCUGAAAUACAAUCCGAGGAACUGGCAUUUAAUUUUCUUUCUGGUAAUGAUGGUGAUACCUCACACAGAUUUGAACAGAUGAGGGCAACAGAAACGGGCAAUCAUUCUAUAAAUGAAUGUAGCAUGGACAUCAUUUCAAACAACCAGGAGCUGUCGGAGGAUUUGGGACAAGGAAAUACUGCAAGAUUUGAAAAGCUUGUAUUGUGUCGAUAUGGAUGAUGUCAUUAUAUAGUUGAGUCACUAGAUGGUGCUGAACUGGUAUCUGAAGCGAGCCAGGUAUUUCCUGUUGCUGUUCUUUUUAAAGAGAUAUAAUAAAGUUCUUUUCUAACUUCCUAGUAUGCCCUCUAAGUCUUCCAUGACAGUGUUCUACUUUUGGUUUCAUGGAGUCCAAACUUCUCUUGUAAAUCUUAGGAGCAGGUUUAUCCACCUUGUAAUUACCUCCAAUGGUGCUUGCCAGUCCUUCGGAGAAAGAUAGUCUCUUGUCUUUACUUUCUUGAAAGCUGUUUUAAAUUGUUUUUAUUGUUGUUUUUAAGGCUGUAACCUAGCCUGGGACCUUAAAUAAAUAAUGCUUCAAUGGUGGGAUAUUUCCUCCAAAUGCUACUUGCUUAGAAGAAAUGUAGAGGGUUGAACAUAACUUUGGACAUGCCAGAGCACAGGGCGGAAAGGUGGUGCCAAGAUACCUGGGGUGAAUCAUUUUUACCUUUCCAAAUGCCUUCUGCUCCUCCCUAGCUGACAGGAGUGCUAACUGGGCCCUACGACUGUGGGUGCCAUGCAGCGUGCAUGGCCCUGGCACUGAAAUGUGUGGCCGCCCGGCCCCUUCAUGGGGAGUUGGCACCUAUACUAGCUGACAUAGCAUUCCUUUACCUUGAGUUUGGAAAAAGGACCCCUUGCCUUCCUCAUACUGGGUCCUCAUUGCGAUUCUGUAGUAGCUGAGGAAGGUUCCUUUUACAACAGAGAACAUCAGGUGACUACCUGCGCAUCUCUGUCUGGGUGGCAAGAAAAGAGAACGACCCGAUUUUGAAAAGCUUCCUUAGCUUGGAAUCUAUUGCCAGGUGACAACACACUAAGAGUUCCUUGAUUAUUUG
Podarcis muralis (Common wall lizard) is the source of this 2169-nucleotide messenger RNA. RefSeq names its product transmembrane protein 154 (gene TMEM154). The record is from RefSeq and is a predicted model, not a curated record. NCBI's taxonomy places the organism in Eukaryota, Metazoa, Chordata, Lepidosauria, Squamata, Lacertidae.